CUUGCUGAUCCCCGCGGCCUCCUCAUCUCGAGCGAGGCCCAUGGCAAGGAGUGUCUCGACCGGCCUGCAGCGGGACCGGAGCGCCCGUGAAACCCGUCGCCCGCCCGCGAUCCAGGUGUCCGCCCAUUGCCCCGCAGCGCCACGGGGCCCAUGUAGGCGCAACGCGCGCCCAUGCUGAUCCCCAGCCACACAGGGGCAUCGCCGCUGCACUGCCGCCACCAGACCGUCUCUGCCGCCGAGGUGUCCCUUGGUGCCAAGCAGGCCAUGGCCAACGUGCGGCCCGGCAGCACGCCAAGCCGAUGGAUCCGACGCGCCUGCCAAACCCCCGCCGACAGCCAAGCCAUCCACCGGGGCGCCUUCCUGCCCCGGGCGGCCAGGCAGCAUGCCCCACUCGACCGCGGCCGACGGCAGGGGGUGGCACCAGCCCCCGAGGGCGAAGGGGGCUCACGGGGCGCGCACACCGGGCGUCGCUUUGGCUCCCGCCCACCCUCGUGCCUUGGCCUAACGUGCGCCCGACACACCUACACGCCAGCAGCCUCUCCCGGCGCACAGCAGUCCCCGCUUCGGGUGCACCAGGGGCUCGGACGCCCGACGCGCACCGUCGGCCGUCGGUCCCCGUGCCCCCUGUCGGCCCUCGGGCCUGGCAGGGAAGGACCGCUGCCGAGUCAACACCCAAGGACAGGCAAGUCGGCCGAGCCGCUGGCCAAGCGUCACCCGAAGGGUCCGCCGCGCCAAGGGCCCUUGAUGGCGCGGCAUUCGGGAAGAGCUCGCCCGGGCGCGGGGGAAAGUGGUGCAAACCGAGGGAACCAUGCAGACACAACGCGGACUUGGCACAUUCUCCAGCCCGCGCGGCCAGCUGGUCGCCAUCGCCGGCGCACCUGCUCCACCUUCCGAUACACGGCCCGGACCCCCGGGCCAACGGACGCAGCACCCAUCGAAAGGCCCGCCCUCGGGUCGGUGCACGGCAGAAAAUGUGACCGCCGGCACCGGGCGCACCACGCGGGGGCCCAGCCGGCGGACCGGCUUGCCAUGCCAACACCGACACCGGAGCUGAAGAGACCGAGAAAGUCCCCACACCGGCCUCCUCGCGCGGCGCACGACAGGGGCCCAGCCCAACCGCCGGGACAAGGAACACCCCCGGACCCGGGCCCCCUGGGCAUGGGGCACACAACUGCCGGCACCUCUAGAAAUAUGCCCAUGGCCAGUGGCACAGCGAGUGAGCCGGCACGGCUCGCCAAGUCGCGGCCGAAACAGACACCCAAGACCGAGGCCGGGCAGCCGACGGACGCGGAGAGACACCUGGCGGCGGGCUGGCGGUCACGCCCCAGGGGCCCCAGUAUCCGGGAGGCAGGGCGAGGGCCACACGGGCAUGGGCCGGGGCCCCCAGGGCAAGAUCCACGACGAAGCGGCCACCCCGGGGUCCUUGUGCGCUGGGCCCCGGCGCUGCCAGAGGGGGUCGGCACGGGGGCAUGGUCAGUGGCAAGAGAAAGUCGAUCGCCGGGCAAUGCGCGCGACGGUCCGCUUCGGGCCACUGCGCAUCGUUAAAUACACGAUGGCAUGCCUCAUGCAGCAGA
Fonticula alba is the source of this 1574-nucleotide messenger RNA. RefSeq lists its product as hypothetical. NCBI's taxonomy places the organism in Eukaryota, Rotosphaerida, Fonticulaceae. The record is from RefSeq and is a predicted model, not a curated record. The coding region runs from base 172 to 1545 and encodes 457 amino acids. The transcript has a single exon.